AUGAAGCAAUUUGGGUACAUGCAAAGUCAAGCUGAUCACAGCUUAUUUAUAAAACAGUCUAGUGAUGGUAAGAAGUCGAUAUUACUUGUGUAUGUAGACGAUAUGAUCAUCACUAGGGAUGAUAUUCACGAGAUUGAGAACUUGAAAAGAAGGUUACAUUCCAUGUUUAAGGUUAAGGACCUUGGAAAGUUACAAUAUUUCCUUGGAAUGGAAAUUGCUCGAAGCAAGCAAGGAAUAUUUGUGUCCCAACAAAGAUAUGUUCUCAAUCUUUUGAAAGAAACAGGAAAACUUGGAUGCAAACCAGCAAGUACUCCUCAAGAGCGAAACUGGACAUCUAAAAUCAGCAAUAAUGACCCUCCAGUUGAUCGAGAGCAGUACCAACGCCUUGUAGGUAAGUUAAUUUACCUAUCUCUAACACGUCCUGAUAUUGCAUACAGUGUGAGUGUAGUAAGCCAGUAUAUGCAUUCUCCCACAAAAAGACACUACGAAGUUGUUCAACAAAUUCUACGGUAUUUGAAAGGCACACCUGGAAAAGGAAUAUUUUUUAAGAAAAAUGAACAACGAAACAUUGAAGGGUUUGCUGAUGCAGAUUGGGGAGGCUCAACUGAGGCCAAGUCAACAACAGGUUAUUGUACUAAAGUAUGGGGAAACAUAGUUACCUGGAGAAGUAAGAAACAAACUGUGGUAGCUAGAAGCAGUACUGAAGCAGAGUAUAGGGCAAUAUCUCAAGGAAUUUGUGAGCUAAUCUGGAUUAAAAGGCUGCUAGAAGAUCUUAAAAUAGAUGUUGAUGGUCCAAUGAAGUUGAAUAGUGAUAGUAAACCCGCAAUUGAAAUUGUCCAUAAUCCUAUUUGUCACAACUAG
Lactuca sativa (garden lettuce) is the source of this 861-nucleotide messenger RNA. The record is from RefSeq and is a predicted model, not a curated record. Lineage: Eukaryota; Viridiplantae; Streptophyta; Magnoliopsida; Asterales; Asteraceae.